Thamnophis elegans (Western terrestrial garter snake) is the source of this 536-nucleotide messenger RNA. RefSeq names its product ATPase H+ transporting V1 subunit G2 (gene ATP6V1G2). The record is from RefSeq and is a predicted model, not a curated record. Gene Ontology annotation, cellular component: vacuolar proton-transporting V-type ATPase complex. Gene Ontology annotation, molecular function: proton-transporting ATPase activity, rotational mechanism. Lineage: Eukaryota; Metazoa; Chordata; Lepidosauria; Squamata; Natricidae. The coding region runs from base 56 to 412 and encodes 118 amino acids. The transcript is spliced from 3 exons. Gene Ontology annotation, biological process: proton transmembrane transport.
GGCAUCACCAGAGUCGCUUGCAGCAUCGUUGCUACGCAUCUAUUGCUGCAGAAAUAUGGCCAGCCAGACCCAGGGAAUUCAGCAGCUGCUGCAGGCAGAGAAGAGGGCUGCAGAGAAGGUGGCAGAGGCUCGAAAACGAAAGGCCAGGCGGCUGAAGCAGGCCAAGGAAGAAGCCCAAGCUGAAAUUGAGCAAUAUCGCUUGGAACGGGAGAGAGAAUUCCAGCAAAAACAACAGGCGGCGCUGGGCUCGCAGGGGAAUCUGUCCGCAGAGGUGGAGGCUCAGACCCGCAAAAAACUACAAGCUAUGCACGGAGGGCAAGCUCGGGGCAAGGACCAGGUUUUGCGCCACCUUCUCACUACUGUAUGGAAUGUGCAGCCCCAAAUUCACCCCAAUUACCGCCUGGCUGUCUAAAGGGCCUAGUGCCCCUGCCUGCAGUUGAUUGGUGGACUUCUGAUGUGCUCCUUAUUCUCAACACGAUACGCUUUAGAUGCCCAAAUACCCAAGUCCCCUAUUUCCUCCCUAUAUCUUCACUGAA